AAAACCAAAGGACACACCAACAACAUCUGUCAUUUUCACAUUUAAAUCUGCGACAACCGUGAUUCAUUAGCAGAUUGGAACUGCAGUGAGUUUUGGCCCCGCGGUCAGUGGGUGGGCAUUUACUGGCAAUCAUUAAUGCUCCUCCCUUACAUUCAAUACACGGUGGGAAUUAAAAAUAGCCUUCUCUGGUAGUAAAGCGGAAUUGUGCACCGCACAGCCGCAGUUGCCCUAGUGUUGGAGGAGGAGUUGGAUGCAAGACUUUCGCGUUCUUGUGGGGAACCCAAGCCAUGUCUGGUUAAAGCAUUGGCGCGCCGACUAGAUUCGUCUUGUUAUCGGGAUUUCGCAUAAAGCUGCAACAUCCCUCAGAUUCUCCUCUCUCUCAAACAUCAAUAAUAUAAAAUGUACUUAUUAAUAAUGUGGAUACCACUAAAAAUGACAAUUUCACUUCUCAUCCUAUCACAGACAGUUACUGCAACCAGCAAGCUGUUUGGGGAGGAUGAUCAGGUCCGAAUGAUAUCCGAGGGCUCUGACUGCCGCUGCAAAUGCAUCAUGCGGCCCCUGACAAAAGAUGCCUGCAGUCGCAUCCGGAAUGGCAGCUUGCGCAUUGAAGACUUCUACACAGUUGAAACUGUCAGCUCUGGGACAGACUGUAAAUGUUCCUGCGUGGCUCCUCCGUCAUCUCUCAACCCUUGUGAAAAUGAGUGGAGAAUGGAAAAGCUCAGGAAACAGGCUCCAGAAUUCUUUAAGUUGCAGUCACUUGUUGACCUACUGGAAGGUACUUUGUAUAGCAUUGACAUGAUGAAAGUUCACUCCUAUAUACGGAAAGUGGCAACACAGAUGAGCAAUCUUGAAGAGACCAUCAAAUCAAACCUGACCAGGGAGAAUGACUUCAUGAAAGAAAGUGUGAAAACCCUUUCGGACCAGAUGAAACGUUAUGAAAACUACUCUGAGAUUAUGCUCGGUGUCAAGAAGGAAAUUUCAAAGCUGGGUCUCCAGUUGCUGCAGAAGGAUGCAGGCGUGGGAGAUAAACAACAGGACACAGCUCCACCAAAGGAUGUAAAGAAACAUGUAAAUAAAGUAGAGAACAAGAAAAAGCCACUCACACGAAAGAUUCCUUCCAAAGUACCAAGAGACAAAGGGAUGAAAACAAAGAAGCCAGCAACAAAAGUAAAACCAGCGGCCUUCCCCAAAGUACCACAGCCCACCAUCAAGGCCAAGCCUGGCAUCCAACAGCCAGGUAUUGUAAAAAGUGUCACCUACUACAAAGCAGGAGGACUCGAAGACACAGGAAAUGGUGGAAAAAAUAGUUCAUCAAGAGGGACGCCUCGUUCCGAGGAUCGGGAGUCAAGAGUGGGAGAGAAGGCUCAGAGUUCUCAUGAAUCUGAGGGAGGUGACAGGAGCACAGAGAAUUUGACCACAGCAUCGCCCCCCAUCUCCAGCAGCCCACCCACCACAGCUGCCCCUGGCACAACUACCGCAGAGGCCAUCAGGGAGCCAAUCCCACGCUCCACCAGGCCAAAUAAAGUCAGGGAAGGUGAGUGUUAUGGGACAUUAUCAAUGAUCGAACCACCUAUCAAACAUCAUAGUUAUGGCCGUAAUGAGGGUGCCUGGAUGAAAGAUCCCGUGGCAAAAGACAACAAGAUCUACGUGACCAACUAUUACUAUGGAAACAACCUAAUAGAAUUCAGAAACCUUGAAAACUUUAAACAAGGACGAUGGAGCAACUUGUACAAACUUCCUUACAACUGGAUUGGAACAGGCCAUGUUGUUUACAAUGGGUCAUUGUAUUACAAUCGGGCUUUUACCCGGAAUAUAAUUAAGUAUAAUAUUAAACAGCGAUUUGUGGAAGCCUGGACACUUCUUCAUGACGUGGUUUAUGAAGACACUACACCAUGGAAAUGGCGAGGACAUUCAGACAUUGACUUUGCUGUUGAUGAGACUGGCCUCUGGGUCAUUUACCCUGCCUCAUAUUAUGAGUACUCCCAGAAUGAAAUAAUUGUCAUCAGUAAACUAGAUCCGAUCGAUCUUUCAAUGAAGAAGGAGACAACAUGGAAAACAGGCCUCAAACGUAAUUCCUAUGGUAACUGCUUUAUCAUCUGUGGUAUUUUGUAUGCAGUAGAUACCUAUAAUGAAAAAGAAGGCCAAGUAUCUUACGCUUAUGAUACUCACACAGACACUGAGAUAAAUCCAAAGUUACCCUUCAUCAACGAGUACACUUAUACCACUCAGAUUGACUACAAUCCUAAAGAGAAAGUUCUGUAUGCAUGGGAUAACGGUCAUCAGGUCAUCUACAAAAUAAUUUUUGCUUACUGAUUUUAUACAGAACCAUGGCCCAUCACAGAGCACUUUUUAUUUGAUAUAUUUUGAUCAUUUAUAAAGAAUGAGUAUUUGCACUUGGGCUGAUAGAGAGGUUUAAAUGGAUGCCAACACUUGUCGUAAAUGAUCAUAAAUAGUAAGUUUAGAAUUUACAUGAUGAUUUGUGACUGAUCAUUCUACACGGGCACAAUGUAGGACACGUAAAUAUACCCCUCCUACCAACUAGUAUUUUGAGCCAAUGGCAAACGUGCAAAGCUUCUCCGGUUGUAUGUCUUCGAGAUGUGCUGCAGGUUAAACCAGCAGACUAAUGUUAUUUCUUCAACUACAUCAAAUUGGCAGACUGCUUUUUUGAAAUACCACCAACAAAGUGUUGCAAAAUUGAGUCAAUAACAUACACACUACACUUUCAUUACAAGUAUAGUGAUUAUAGUCAAAGCAUGUUUGAUUGACCGCCUUUCUUGAAAACACAAAUAAUAUGCAUAAUUUAAAAAUUAAAAGCCCCACUGUGAAUUUUAGAUGCUUCCAUGGCAAUGCAAAAUUGGCCGUGAGAGGGGUUAUAGUCAUUAAUUACAGGGACAACAAGAUUUUUCUUUGCAAUGGGGUCCAGGGGUAAGCUGUAUAUUGAACAACCAAUCUGCUACUGGCCAUACUGCACCCAGCUGAAAUUGAAACUUCAUCUCCUCUGAGUUUGUGUUAGUAUUACUGUGUCAAAAAUUGCACUGUAUAUAUAACCAUGUUUUGCAAUUUGCUGGUUAGUGUGAAACUAGGGCUACUCCUAAAUGCCUCACGUACUGUACUCUACUGCAUUUUGAUUAGAAAAAGUACACAUCAUAUAUCUAUGUAAACAACGUGUAAAUUAUGCAAAUAGACUUUGAUUUAAGGAUUUCCAUAGGAACAAAGAACAGAUUUUAAGUAAUUCAAGAAAUACAAAAUGUAUCUUAUUAUUAGUUAGUUACUUCAGAGUAAUUUUAACAUUCUGGCCUGAACAUUGCAUUUGGCGGGCUGAAAAGAAUCAGGCACAAGCAAGUCAUUUUGCAGGUCAAAGUAAUAUUGCAGUCUGAAAUAUCAAAAGAUGUUAUGAAACAAAUGACUUAAGCUGGGGCAUCUUGCCUUAGCUAUUGCUCAAGUCAUUAUACUCACAAUCCUUUUAAUUCAGUUUUCAAAAAUCCGUAAGCCUGAUGUUUCAGUCGUUGGCUGAAGGAAAUAUUGUAGACCAGUUGAGAACUGGUGUAAUGCCUAUAUAUAUAUAUAUAUACUCCUUACACUGUCAGUGCAUAAUGUUUGUGCUUUGUAUGGAAACCCUUUCGCCUUUAGAAACUGAUAAUACAGCAUUUCACUAAUAAUGUAAUCAAAAGCAGAGCUCAGCCUGUAGAUUUCCUUAUUUACAAAAUGGAAGGGAACGUGGCCAUGAGUGUGAUGAGUUUUAUUUCCCCAAGAACUGAGAACAUGAUUAUAAAGGUACUUUGAUAAAAAAUAAUUCAAAUAUCAAUCAC
Messenger RNA from Leucoraja erinaceus (little skate), 3809 nucleotides. Its product is annotated as olfactomedin-like protein 2A. Lineage: Eukaryota; Metazoa; Chordata; Chondrichthyes; Rajiformes; Rajidae. The coding region runs from base 400 to 2313 and encodes 637 amino acids. The transcript has 8 exons. The record is from RefSeq and is a predicted model, not a curated record. Gene Ontology annotation, biological process: signal transduction.